AUGGCUGCUACAGGGAGAAAACAGAAUAAGAAGACCAAGCAGAUGGCAGAUUCCACUGAUUUUAAAGCUUUUGACUUCGAUGUAGAGGCAGAAGACAAGAAGGGUCUGAGUGGUUCAGAGGAUGAAGCAAGACAGGAAACACCAAUAGUUGAGAAGUCAACCAAGAAGAGACCUGCCAACUCUUUUGAGAACGAUGACCUUCAUUUAAGUGUGGGGAAUGAGGUCCAGACAAUGCUGGAGAGAUUUGGAGCUGACAUCAGCAAGACCAUGCAGGCUAAGAGGAAACGCCUGGAAACUCUCACCAAAAACUCCCUGAAGGGAAGCACUCAGAAGAUUGAGCAGCUGUGGAAGAGCCAGUACUGUCAGAGAGAAAAACUGAUCCAGGACUAUUCCCAGCAAGUCUUCUCUGUGCUGCAGCAGUGGGAGACGGACGCACAGAAGUCUGAUGAGCAAGAGGAGAAACUCAAUAAUUUGUUCCGCCAGCAACAGAAACUCUUUCAGCAAGCCAGAGUUGUGCAGAAACAGAAACUGAAAACCGUCAAAGAUCUGUAUGAUCAGUUCAUUAAGAGCAUGGAGGAGUUGGAGAAAAGCCAUGAAGCCUUCAUUCAGGGAGCACAGGUAGAACUGAAGAAAGAGAUGGCUCUGCUCCAGAAGAAAAUUUUGAUGGACACGCAACAGCAGGAGAUGGCCACUGUGCGCAAGUCCCUACAGUCCAUGUUGUUCUAA
This is a messenger RNA of Chanos chanos (milkfish), 726 nucleotides long. RefSeq names its product synaptonemal complex protein 3-like. Lineage: Eukaryota; Metazoa; Chordata; Actinopteri; Gonorynchiformes; Chanidae. Gene Ontology annotation, biological process: spermatid development; meiotic cell cycle. Bases 1 to 726 code for a protein of 241 amino acids. Gene Ontology annotation, cellular component: synaptonemal complex. The record is from RefSeq and is a predicted model, not a curated record. The transcript is spliced from 8 exons.